Messenger RNA from Entrophospora candida, 708 nucleotides. Lineage: Eukaryota; Fungi; Glomeromycota; Glomeromycetes; Entrophosporales; Entrophosporaceae. The record is from the annotation of a GenBank genome assembly.
AUGUCUAGUGAAUUUAUGUUUAUUCUUGAAAAUGAUCCAACAAGUAACAAAGAAGAAAUUAUAAAAAACCACAAUAAAAAAUAUAAAACAAAAGAAGUGCCUAGAGAGCUACUGGAACUUCAUAAUUAUGUUUUACCGUGUCCCCUGCCAUCAUUUUUCAAUAUUAAUGCCAGAACUUGGAAUUUACAAAUCAAAGAAAUCAGAGCUAUCACCGGAAAUGUUUAUAAAAUGACAGAAGUUUCAAACUUCGUCGGGAAAAAAUGGCGUAAUGAAUCCGAAAGUCAAAAAAAAUACUAUAGAGAAAUGGCCAUAGAAACGAAGGCUUUAUAUGAUAAGGAGUAUGCAGAAUUUAUUUCAACCCCCGGUAACGAUCAUGUGAAUCUCGUUGCUAACAAAACCAGGAAACGUAGAAAAUUAUCAAAAAUAACUCCUUCAACCUCUCCACCAUCAAAACAAAUAACUCCGUCACAAACUUCACCUUCGGUUGGCUUACCUUAUACGGCUAAUAAUCCACCUUCACAUACAUAUUUAAAUGUUAAUAGAGAAUCAAUAGAUGGAAAUGACACUAAUAAUCCUUAUGGUUUUGAUUAUAGCCUUAUUGAUUAUAAUAAUGAUGGUUGCGUGGACCGUGCUAUGGAAAUUGCAAAAGGAUAUAUGGUGUUUCCGCAGAAAAGACUUUUGGAUAUUUUGACAUCAAAUUUGGUUUGA